Messenger RNA from Humulus lupulus (European hop), 800 nucleotides. RefSeq lists its product as uncharacterized. Gene Ontology annotation, molecular function: 2 iron, 2 sulfur cluster binding. The record is from RefSeq and is a predicted model, not a curated record. Gene Ontology annotation, cellular component: mitochondrion. The coding region runs from base 113 to 619 and encodes 168 amino acids. The transcript has a single exon. NCBI's taxonomy places the organism in Eukaryota, Viridiplantae, Streptophyta, Magnoliopsida, Rosales, Cannabaceae. Gene Ontology annotation, biological process: P450-containing electron transport chain.
AGUAUGUGUGGGGAGUGAAUGAAGGUAAAUACUAAAUAGUGACAUAAACGAAAAGAGUCCCCGAAGAAGGGAAUCCGGAACACCUCAAUCGAAGGUCGAAGCUCCCAAAACAAUGGCCGUCUCGAACCUACAGAGACUCUCCGCCCAAAUCCACCGUCUUCCUGCGCUUUCAUUCUAUUCAAAGUCUCUAAUUUCGAGAUCUUCGGUCACCUCAACCUCACCCCCACCCCCAUCGCCAUCUUCGUCUUCCUCAAAAAAAGUUUCUGAUCGUAUUGUGAAGCUCUUCGCAAUCGAUCUGGAUGGGAAGAAGCGGGAGAUCGUUGGCUUGACCGGUCACACUCUUCUUAAGACCCUGGCCAACGCCGGUAUGAUCGACCCGGCCUCCCACCGGCUCGAGGAUAUCGACGCUUGCUCCGCCGAAUGCGAGGUCAACGUUGCCCAGGAAUGGCUCGACAGGCUUCCGGCGCGCUCUUACGACGAGGAGUACAUUCUCAAGAGGAACUCAAGAGCUAGAGUUCUCAACAAGCACUCCAGGCUCGGCUGCCAGGUCGUCCUCACGCCUGACCUCCAAGGUAUGGUCGUCGCCGUCCCCGAGGCUAAACCCUGGGAUAUCCCAUAAGAAAGAAGCUAGGGCUUUUUCUUUCGCUUAAUUUUUUUUUUUUUUUGGUUUGAGGUUGGAUAUGAAAUAAUUUGCUUGUUAUUUUGCUGAAACUUUGGAAAAAGCAUUACAUUUUGAUAAAAUUGGACUGGGGCUGGCUUCUAUGCCCUCUGUUUAAGACUAAUGCCAUUUCAUUUAAUGA